UUUGGCCCCUCGGAAAAAGUGUGACAAAGCGGUCGAAACGUCGUGGACGAGUUCGUACUGGUCAAAGUUUCGUACAGUCCAACGAUGACCUCGUGGGCCCCGGGCUUUUCGGUGGAACCGAAAAUAAAGCCGGAUCCGGAUGCGCCGACAUCUCAGGAAAACCUAGACAACCAGUGUCAAGUUCCUCACGGCGAACGUCAGGAGCCGCAAGGCGAGGAAACGAUCAUUCCCGAUGAGCUCAACAAUACUCUAGUCAUUCGGAACAACGCCUCCAUCGACGGAUAUUCGUCACCGUUCUAUGGGAAGCACGCGCCUCCUUACAGUGAAGUGAACUCGAACCUCACCAUCGUCCCGACCAACACCCAGGGCGUGCAGGAGAUAACGGAAAUUCCCAAGCACUAUCUCGAUCAGAGCACUGUGUUGAAACAUCUCGCGAAGGAGAUCCAGACCCAACCGCAAGCCAGCAACCCUGCGACGCCAGCAUCUUCAUCUCCAGCGUCGAUGCAGCCCCCAAUCGAACCGGUUCCUCCGCCCCGGAUGGCGAUGAACGUCGGACUCAUGCAGGAGGACAAUGGCAGCCGCAUAAUCUCCAUGCUGCUCUCCGAGAAUCAGGCGAUGAAAGCUGAGAUAGAAAUGUGCCACACAAAGAUCCUCCGCUUGGAACAGUUAGAGUUCGAAUUGCAAAGUCUCAAUGAAGCGCAUCACGACGCUGUGAAAGCGAACGACCGACGUGAGAAACUCGAACUUUUGCUGCGAGCGAAGUUAGAACAGGAGGUACAGAAACUGAGAGCGUCCCGGUCGCAGCAGCCCGAUACGACGGAUCUAAAGCAAGAACUCUCGAAACGGGAUGUCCUCAUUUCACAACUCCUUGGCCAAAAUAAAGAACUCAUCAGUGAGAAGGAGAGGAAAGAUAUCGAAAUUCAAGCUCAGAACGUAACGCUAGCGGAACAACGGAAGCAUAUCGAAAUACUCGACCAUGCACUGACGAAGGCUCAAGCGAAAAUCGUCCGACACGAGGAGGAGAUUCGGAAAAAAGAAUUCUACGCCGAACGGGUUCACUACCUGCAGAAAGCGAUUCAGCAGAUGCAAGUGGCGAGCGAAAGACGGCUCGAGAUGGAGAAGAAGAUGCGGUCCGAGCUGGAAAAAGACUUGCAGAGCCUAGGCCGUAAGGCGGGAGACGGCGACGACGUCCGCAAAACCAUACGGGAAUACGAGGAGAAGGUUGUGGCCCUCGAGGGCGAGGUCGCUCGUCUUGAACAGAAGUACCUCGAGGAGAGUGCUCUCCGACAGAUGGCGGUGGACGCUGCCUCGGUACCGAAAGACGCGCGCAUCGCCGCUCUUGAGAGGAACUCCUUGGAGACCGAACGCCUGAUCACGCAGGCAAGGAGCGACAAGCUUCGUCAGAUGGAUGAGCUUCACGCCGCUCAGCGGAAAUGUGCAGAACUCGAAAGUCGGCUAAAAGAUAUGGAGAGUAGACUGGCUGAGAGAGAUGCAAUGAUUCGCGUGCUACAGCACAGCAGCUCCAUUCACGCCAGAGCUGCCAGUUCCGUCGCAUUAACGCACCACAGAAGGACCGGGAGCAAAGAUGAAACGAUUCCGGACCGAGCAGCUCUCGAUGAAUCAUUGAAAGAGUUCGGAUCACGGCUAGCUAACAAGGCGGCUGUCCGUGGAACGGGACGCACCAUCCAAAACAUCGCUCAGAAGCGACCGAGUUCAGUUUCGAAGUCGACCUCAAAUCUCAAUUCUGCGGUUCCGAACGGGGACGUCAAACUGACGACGUCCGCUCCUAUCAAUGAAUCUGACACUGAGGAUAGACUGGAGCUCAGGGAAUGGUGUGUCUGAGGGAGUCCCGUACUUGUUGUCGGCUGGCCAAGGUGUCCGUGUGAGACAACGCGACACCGUAGCACGGAACGAGGACGCGGACGACGUCUGCUUCUCAGUUCAGGUUCUGUUCAA
This is a messenger RNA of Galendromus occidentalis (western predatory mite), 1956 nucleotides long. RefSeq names its product angiomotin. The record is from RefSeq and is a predicted model, not a curated record. NCBI's taxonomy places the organism in Eukaryota, Metazoa, Arthropoda, Arachnida, Mesostigmata, Phytoseiidae. The transcript has 7 exons. The coding region runs from base 85 to 1842 and encodes 585 amino acids. Gene Ontology annotation, cellular component: bicellular tight junction; plasma membrane; cytoplasmic vesicle. Gene Ontology annotation, biological process: actin cytoskeleton organization; regulation of cell migration.